This is a messenger RNA of Rhipicephalus microplus (southern cattle tick), 2570 nucleotides long. It is a transcript of the gene dup, whose product is annotated as chromatin licensing and DNA replication factor double parked. Gene Ontology annotation, cellular component: nucleus. NCBI's taxonomy places the organism in Eukaryota, Metazoa, Arthropoda, Arachnida, Ixodida, Ixodidae. Gene Ontology annotation, biological process: mitotic cell cycle; regulation of DNA-templated DNA replication initiation; DNA replication checkpoint signaling. Gene Ontology annotation, molecular function: DNA binding; DNA polymerase binding. The record is from RefSeq and is a predicted model, not a curated record.
UGCGCUUUUUGUUGUCUUUGCCGCCACCGCCACAGUUUUCGCGCGUUAAUGACGAAGUUCGCGCGAAAAAGCAGGCAAGUUGUUGCGUUGUGACACUCUACUUUGGCGGGAUUCUGCACUACAGGCGCAAAAUGUCAUUGAUGAAGCAAACUGCUCUUACGCGCUAUUAUAGCGCGAAGAAACAAGGCCCUGCGUUGAAGAACAAACGGACCACGUUCGGAGGCAGCAUCGACACUUUGCGAACACCUAAGACGGUGCCUCAUGAGCUGAUCGCUGCCAAUUCAGAGCCAUAUGCCAGCUUGCCUCACAAGAGAAGACGCAUAGAGGCUGCUGAAAAAACGCCGGUGUCGUCGAAGCAAGGUGACUGCUUGCCUCUUCGGCGACCCCCUACGUCCGUUCGCAAGCGCCUACUCCUUCAUGAAGAUGUUGACGGGGCCGACAUCACGAAAACUGGCCCUACCCUGCCGUCGUCGCAGCUUGAAGAGACGGAGAAAAAGCCUGGCACACCGUUGAAGCCGGCGCCUGACAAAUCUGAGAGCCUGAAGAGCGCUGUGAUGAAAAAGCUUAUGGCGUCCGGCAAACUGCUAGAGCUACAGGAUAGGCUGAAAGCUAUCGACAGCGCGCAGACUGCUCUUAACAAAGUGCAGGCAGCGAAGAAAACCCAAGACGAAGCCGGUAAAAGUCCUGCAUAUGAACGCUUUCACCACCUUACAGAGCCACAGCCCGGCCUCAUCCUUCCGUACAGUUACAAAGAACUUUUCGAAAUAUUUCGGUGCUGUGACACAAUCGUUAGUAUGUUAUUCAACAGGAAGGAAGUUUGCACGUUUGACAAACUGAAACGCUCUGUUGAGGAGAUGUCAAAGAAAAGCUUCAGCAAGGACAAGCUCGGCCAGAUAACAACAAUCUUCCCAGAUGCAUACAUUUUAAGUCAAGAGAAAUUGCAGCAGCGAGGACUCGCCGACAGCGGCUAUCAUCUGGUAGUGACACCGCGUUUGCCCCCAGAAAGCUCAAAGAUGCUCACUGCGACCCAACUUCUGCACCGUAGAAAGCAAUUUCACUCCCUUCUAUUGUCAUCUGUAAAAAAACACCAUGAGAAGUUUCUUCAGAGCUUGGACCCACCUGUCAGUAUUGCCGCGGGUGCUUUAACCCGCUGGCAUCCAAAGUUUCCUUUGGAUAGUGUACCGAUGGUUUGUCCAGCACCUCUGCCAGAGUCGCCCCUGAAAAAAUCCUUCACCUCAGCGCAGGAUGUGCUGGACAAAGUCAAAGGCAGGCUUGGUGAGCGCAUUGAAAAAGCAUUGCUGAGCUUGAAUGCAGACCAGCAGGCAACUAUUACUGCACCGCCGUCUCAGAGCAACAGUAAGGCUGGGACAUGUUUGAAAGGCAUAUCUGAGGAUCUUCUUGCCCGAAUUCGUGAGCGAGAGUCAUUCAAACUUGUGAAAGAAAUGACACUUCGACCAGAGGAUGAAAAAGAGCGAGCUGAACUGGCUAAACUUCCAGAGUUCAUCAGAAUCACUCGGUCCCUCUUCCUUGCUGAGCAGAAGGCAGCUAUACCAAAGGAUGACCUUGUGCAGAAGAUCAAAGAAAGUUUUUCAUCCAUUCAGGAAGUGGCUGAAGUCGAGUCCCUUAUUGUUCUUGCUUCAAAAGUGCUCCCUGAUUGGUUUAAGGUACUAACCAUCCGGCGUGGCACAUAUGUAAAAAUUGUGAAGGAGACUGAUAUUAAUGGUCUCGUUACUCGUGUAACUAACAAGCUGCAGCAGUGAAGCUGGCAUGGGUAUUUCACACCACUGUUUUUAAUCAACUCUUAUUCGUGUACCGCCGUGUGAGCAAAUGGCAUCUUUUUAUCUUAUACUGCAAAAUAUGCCACAUUUUAUCAAUGUCAUGCAUCAUAUAUACAUGUCAUGCAUUUCAUUGAGCUGCUUUUAGUGCCUUUCACUUUUUCAUGCUUUUUGAAUCACGUUUUUGCAUAUUUUGAAAAUUUUAUACAAUACUUUACACUUUUCAUAUGGCUUUUAAUACCACAUAGGUGUGCCAGUUUUUUUGGGGAAACGUGCACAUUGUGUGUCGUAUACUUGCACUUUAUUGUGACUGCUCAUGCUUGUACUUUAUAUCAGUUCAUGCCCAUAGUUUUUUGAAGUCAAAUAAAGCACACAAUUUUGAUAAUCAGAAGACACAUUCUCUGCUUUGGGUAAAUCCACUCAAUGUGAUCAGUAAUCCAGAAUUGUAGAUAUGUACUGCCCUUAUUUUGAAAUACAGAAUGGUAGUUUGCUAUAAUGAUAUUUUGCCACCAUUCUCAAAAGCUAAAAUGGUAUUGUAUAAACGACAUAAUGCUCUGUGGAAAAGCCCACUUGUGGAAUUAUAGCUAGUGAAAGAUUUUUUCGUGACCUAUUUGUCUUGUGUGCAUGGCCUGUUUUCAUGGUAGCUUUAUCGCUAAUUGCAGGUUCUCGCCAUGCUAAACAAGUAGCUGUUUCAUCUAUAUGUUUCGGCUUCUCUUUCACUUGCUCGUGAAGCCAUGAGAUGUAAAAAAAAAGAAACUGCAUUAUUCACUGAAAUUAUAUGUUUUGUUAAGCUGA